This is a messenger RNA of Salvia hispanica, 748 nucleotides long. The record is from RefSeq and is a predicted model, not a curated record. NCBI's taxonomy places the organism in Eukaryota, Viridiplantae, Streptophyta, Magnoliopsida, Lamiales, Lamiaceae.
AUGGAGACAUACUACCCUGGGCUACCUAUUGACUUAUUCGAGGAUUCAUACCCAACACCAUCGCCUGCCCGUCCACGCGCUCUCAAUUUGAGUCGCGGCGACCCCUCGGCAUCUCCGUCGCGACCUCCCGUUCCAUCGUCGUUUCAUCUUUCAUCGGCGGGAUCGCCGACAGGAAAGAGGCGUCGCCUCUCUUCCUCCCUGCUUCCGGCGUUCUCCUGGCCUUUUUCCGACGAAUCCUCCACCACCACGCCAUCGCGGAUCGCCCCUGUUGCCUCUCAUCCUUUCACGGCAUCUAAGCGCCGUCACUGCCAUCUACGGCUGAAGCUGACGCCGUUCGGCUUGCUGUGCAGACCAGCGCCGCCGCCACCGGUCGCCUUGAAGUACAGCGAAAGGAAUGCAGGGCUGUUGGGAGCAGGGGAGUUCAGGCUGACUUUGCUUCCUUUGGCAAGUCUUUUGGUCUACUCUAACAAAGGAGAAAGAGACACUUGGCUGCCACACAACUGCCCCGGGAGGUAGGCUCGCUGCCUUGGCUCACCGGCUGACCGGGUGGGGUCGCGUGAUGUGCGGCUUGGGCUCGGAAAAGAAGAGGCCCAACGUGUAGUAAAAGAGUCGGCCUUAGCUCAUACUUGUAAAAUUGUGUAAUAGCAUUCCCAUUUCCUUUUUCUUAAUUUCUUACUUCCCAUGUGUUUCACUAUGUAAACUAGAGGGUGUUUGAUAGUAAAUUGCAUUUUCUUAGCUAGAAGACGAA